GUCAAAGUUUGAAGCCAACAGAUGAGAAACAGAUCUGUGAACAUCCCGAAGCCAUCUGAAAGAGAUCCCGUAUAACUAUGGAGUGAAGAUCGAAAGGUUUACAACACAAGACAUGGCUCGGUCAACUGAGAUUGGAUUCUGCUUUACCUUACUGCUUGCGUGGAGCCUGUGUGCAGCGCCGGAUAAGAAAGUUUGUCAGGGAGCCAAUAACAAACUGGCUCUUCUGGGUACGGUGGAUGAUCACUACCAGAUUUUAGUGAAGAUGUACAGCAACUGCACAGUGAUACUGGAAAACCUGGAGAUCACGUACCUGACAGAGAAACAUGACUUGUCUUUCCUUAAGAGCAUUCAAGAAGUUGGUGGCUAUGUUCUAAUAGCUGUCAACACAGCACCCAGCAUCCCUCUUGAGAACCUUCGCAUUAUCCGUGGCCACACCCUUUAUGAGGACAAAUACGCACUAGCUGUCCUAUUAAAUUUCAACCAGAGCACUGGACAAGGCGUGAACCAAUUGCCUCUGACUAGCUUAACUGAAAUACUGAAGGGUGGAGUAAAAUUUGCCAGUAACAGUCAUUUAUGUAAUGUGGAGACCAUCAAAUGGAUUGACAUUCUCAACAUGAAGAGUCUUCCUAUAAAUCAACUGCCAGUACCCAGUAAUGAUAGACGCUGUAUGAAGUGUGAGCCGAGCUGUAAUGGUUCCUGUUGGGCUCCAGGCCCCCAACACUGUCAAACACUGACUAAAGUGAUCUGUGCAGAGCAGUGCUCUGGGAGAUGUAAGGGACCUAAACCUGAUGACUGCUGUAAUGAGCAUUGUGCUGCAGGCUGCACUGGACCCAAACCAACCAACUGUCUGGCCUGUAAAGACUUCCAGGAUGAUGGGACGUGUAAGGAUGCAUGUCCACGGCUGAUGCUAUACGAUCCUAAUACCCACCAGAUCACUCCAAACCCUAAUGGGAAAUAUAGCUUUGGUGCAAGGUGUAUCGAGAAAUGCCCACACAACUAUGCAGUGACUGACCACGGGGCAUGUGUGAGGACAUGCAGUGCUGGCACCUUUGAAGUGGAUGAGGGCGGAGUUCGGAAAUGUAAGAAGCGUGAAGGCCUCCGUCAAAAAGCUUGUCAGGGAGCCAAUAACAAACUGGCUCUUCUGGGUACGGUGGAUGAUCACUACCAGAUUUUAGUGAAUAUGUACAGCAACUGCACAGUGAUACUGGAAAACCUGGAGAUCACGUACCUGACAGAGAAACAUGACUUGUCUUUCCUUAAGAGCAUUCAAGAAGUUGGUGGCUAUGUUCUAAUAGCUGUCAACACAGCUCCCAGCAUCCCUCUUGAGAACCUUCGCAUUAUCCAUGGCCACACCCUUUAUGAGGACAAAUACGCGCUAGCUGUCCUAUUAAAUUUCAACCAGAGCACUGGACAAGGCGUAAACCAAUUGCCUAUGACUAGCUUAUCUGAAAUACUGAAGGGUGGAGUAAAAUUUGCCAGUAACAGUCAUUUAUGUAACGUGGAGACCAUCAAGUGGACUGACAUUCUCAACAUGAAGAGUCUUCCUAUAAAUCAACUGCCAGUACCCAGUAAUGAUAGACGCUGUAUGAAGUGUGACCCGAGCUGUAAUGGUUCCUGUUGGGCUCCAGGCCCUCGAUACUGUCAAACAAACAACUAUGUCGUGACUGACCACGGGGCAUGUGUGAGGACAUGCAGUGCUGGCACCUUUGAGGUGGAUGAGGGCGGAGUUCGGAAAUUUUGUCAGGGAGCCAAUAACAAACUGGCUCUUCUGGGUACAGUGGAUGAUCACUACCAGAUUUUAGUGAAGAUGUACAGCAACUGCACAGUGAUACUGGAAAACCUGGAGAUCACGUACCUGACAGAGAAACAUGACUUGUCUUUCCUUAAGAGCAUUCAAGAAGUUGGUGGCUAUGUUCUAAUAGCUGUCAACACAGCUCCCAGCAUCCCUCUUGAGAACCUUCGUAUUAUCCGUGGCCACACCCUUUAUGAGGAAAAAUACGCGCUAGCUGUCCUAUUAAAUUUCAACCAGAGCACUGGACAAGGCGUGAACCAAUUGCCUCUGACUAGCUUAACCGAAAUACUGAAGGGUGGAGUAAAAUUUGCCAGUAACAGUCAUUUAUGUAACGUGGAGACCAUCCAGUGGACUGACAUUCUCAACAUGAAGAGUCUUCCUAAAACUCAACUGCCAGUACCCAGUAAUGAUAGACGCUGUAUGAAGUGUGACCCGAGCUGUAAUGGUUCCUGUUGGGCUCCAGGCCCUCGAUUCUGUCAAACAAUGACUAAAGUGAUCUGUGCAGAGCAGUGCUCUGGGAGAUGUAAGGGACCUAAACCUGAUGACUGCUGUGAUGAGCGUUGUGCUGCAGGCUGCACUGGACCCAAACCAACCAACUGUCUGGCCUGUAAAGACUUCCAGGAUGAAGGGACGUGUAAGGAUGCAUGUCCACGGCUGAUGCUAUACGAUCCUAAUACCCACCAGAUCACUCCAAACCCUAAUGGGAAAUAUAGCUUUGGGGCAAGGUGUAUCGAGAAAUGCCCACACAAAUAUGUCGUGACUGACCACGGGGCAUGUGUGAGGAAAUGCAGUGCUGGCACCUUUGAAGUGGAUGAGGGCGGAGUUCGGAAAUAUUGUCAGGGAGCCAAUAACAAACUGGCUCUUCUGGGUACGGUGGAUGAUCACUACCAGAUUUUAGUGAAGAUGUACAGCAACUGCACAGUGAUACUGGAAAACCUGGAGAUCACGUACCUGACAGAGAAACAUGACUUGUCUUUCCUUAAGAGCAUUCAAGAAGUUGGUGGCUAUGUUCUAAUAGCUGUCAACACAGCUCCCAGCAUCCCUCUUGAGAACCUUCGCAUUAUCCGUGGCCACACCCUUUAUGAGGACAAAUACGCGCUAGCUGUCCUAUUAAAUUUCAACCAGAGCACUGGACAAGGCGUGAACCAAUUGCCUCUGACUAGCUUAACCGAAAUACUGAAGGGUGGAGUAAAAUUUGCCAGUAACAGUCAUUUAUGUAACGUGGAGACCAUCAAGUGGACUGACAUUCUCAACAUGAAGAGUCUUCCUAAAACUCAACUGCCAGUACCCAGUAAUGAUAGACGCUGUAUGAAGUGUGAGCCGAGCUGUAAUGGUUCCUGUUGGGCUCCAGGCCCUCAAUACUGUCAAACACUGACUAAAGUGAUCUGUGCAGAGCAGUGCUCUGGGAGAUGUAAGGGACCUAAACCUGAUGACUGCUGUAAUGAGCAUUGUGCUGCAGGCUGCACUGGACCCAAACCAACCAACUGUCUGGCCUGUAAAGACUUCCAGGAUGAUGGGACGUGUAAGGAUGCAUGUCCACGGCUGAUGCUAUACGAUCCUAAUACCCACCAGAUUGCUCCAAACCCUAAUGGGAAAUAUAGCUUUGGGGCAACGUGUAUCGAGAAAUGCCCACACAACUAUGUCGUGACUGACCACGGGGCAUGUGUGAGGACAUGCAGUGCUGGCACCUUUGAGGUGGAUGAGGGCGGAGUUCGGAAAUGUAAGAAGUGUGAAGGCCUCUGUCCAAAAGUGUGCAAUGGCCUGGGAAUGGGACCUCUGACCCAUGUCCUGUCAAUCAAUGCCAGCAACAUCGACUCGUUUGAGAACUGCACAAAAAUCGACGGAGGUGUUGCAAUACUCAGCACGACUUUCGAAGGUGACCAACAUACUAAAACUCCACAAAUGGACCCUGCCAAGCUUUCGGUAUUCCAAACUGUUAAAGAAAUCACUGGCUAUUUGUUGAUUCAGUCGUGGCCUGAAAACAUGUCGUCCCUCAGCCCAUUUGAAAACCUGGAGGUUGUACGUGGACGAAUGAAAACGCAUGGCGCGUACAGCUUUGCUGUUACCAAAACCUCCAUCACAUACCUGGGUCUGCAGUCUCUGCAGGAAAUCAGUGAUGGUGAAGUGGUCAUUUCAAAAAACGAGAACCUCUGCUACACCAGCUCUAACUGGAGCCGUCUCUUUAAAUCCACAUCUCAGAAAGUGAGGGUGUCAUCAAAUUCUGAUGCUGCCUCUUGUGCAAAUCUAAACCACACAUGUGAUGAGAUGUGCACAGCUGAAGGCUGCUGGGGUCCAGGUCCCACUAUGUGCUUUAACUGUAAGAACCACAGUCGUAAAAAACGUUGUGUAAUCUCCUGCAACCUGCUUGCUAAUGAGCCGCGAGAAUAUGAGGUCAAUAAAACAUGCGUUGAGUGUGAUCCUGAGUGUCUGCUAAUGAAUGAGACGUUGACCUGCACUGGACCUGGACCUGACAGUUGUACAGCGUGUGCAAACUACAAAGACGGACCGCACUGCGUACCGCGUUGCCCGCAAGGCGUACCAGGAGAGAAAGACACACUCAUUUGGAAAUAUGCUGACAAGAUGCAAGUAUGCCAGCCCUGUCAUGUGAACUGCACCCAAGGAUGUACUGGGCCUGAUCUGACAGACUGCAAAGAUUUAAAAAGUUCGGGAUUGUCCAUGAUUGCCGCUGGUGUAGUUGGAGGUCUGCUGGCUGUUGUUAUCCUGGGAUUAGGAGUAACUGUUGUUGUGCGCAGACGCCAUAUCAGGAGGAAGAGAACUUUACGCCGACUUUUGCAAGAAAGAGAGCUCGUGGAGCCUCUGACCCCCAGUGGAGAAGCUCCUAACCAGGCCUUGCUGCGCAUCCUCAAAGAGACGGAGUUUAAGAAGAUCAAAGUGCUUGGGUCCGGAGCCUUCGGGACUGUGUAUAAGGGCUUGUGGGUUCCAGAGGGAGAGAAUGUGAAGAUCCCUGUUGCCAUUAAGGUCUUGCGAGAGGCCACGUCUCCUAAAGCAAACAAAGAGAUCUUGGACGAAGCCUAUGUGAUGGCCAGCGUCGAGCAUCCUCACGUGUGUCGCCUGCUCGGCAUCUGUCUUACCUCCACAGUCCAGCUCAUCACCCAGCUGAUGCCGUACGGCUGUUUGCUGGACUACGUCAGAGAAAACAAGGACAACAUCGGCUCGCAACACCUGCUCAACUGGUGUGUGCAGAUUGCUAAGGGAAUGAACUAUUUAGAAGAGCGCCAUCUUGUGCAUAGGGACCUGGCAGCCCGUAAUGUUCUGGUGAAGACCCCUCAACAUGUGAAGAUCACUGAUUUUGGCUUGGCCAAGCUGUUAAAUGCAGAUGAGAAGGAAUAUCACGCAGAUGGUGGAAAGGUGCCAAUUAAAUGGAUGGCACUUGAAUCCAUUCUACACAGGACAUAUACCCACCAGAGUGACGUCUGGAGCUUUGGUGUGACAGUCUGGGAGCUGAUGACUUUUGGAACAAAGCCCUAUGAUGGUAUUCCUGCUAGUGAGAUUGCAGAAGUGCUGGAGAAAGGAGAAAGACUUCCACAGCCUCCAAUCUGCACCAUUGAUGUCUACAUGAUCAUGGUGAAAUGCUGGAUGAUCGAUGCAGAAAGCAGACCUCGCUUCAGGGAGCUCAUCGCAGAGUUCUCCAAAAUGGCACGUGACCCCUCGCGCUAUCUUGUCAUUCAGGGUGAUGAUAGGAUGCACUUACCCAGUCCUUCUGACACGAAGAUCUACCGCAGUCAAGUGAGCGGAGAUCUGGAUGAAGCUCUGGAUGUAGACAAGUACUUAAUGCCCAGUCACAGUUUCUUCAGCAGCCCGAGCACCUCUCGCACACAGCUCCUACAAUCUGUGAGUCUCAACAGCAGCAUUGGAAACUGUCAGAGCAGAAACGGGAAUGGCACUCCGGCAAGAGAGAACAGCCUGGUCCUGCGCUACAUCCCAGACCCGACAGAACAGUUUCUGGAGGAAGACUUUCAGCCUGCUCCAGAAUACAUGAACCAAAAUGGCUCACUGAUGUCUAACAUGACCAACCCAAUAUACCAGCACCCAGGACCCCCUCGCACAUUUACGCACUCUACAUCACCACUAGACGAAACGGAGGAAGAAUAUCUCAACUGCUUCAAGAGCCCCAUUCCUGCUACCGCACCCGAGUAUCUGAACACCUCUCAUACCCAGCUCCUCUCCUUCUUGAGCACACAUGGCUUCAACCCACAAAGCAGCAUGGACAACCCUGACUACCAGCAGGACUUCUGUCCUCUGGAACUUAAACCACACACCAACGGUCACCUGCCGGCAGCAGAAAACGCUGAAUACAUGGGGCUGGAAGUGCACUAGCACAUUAUGGAGAAGAGGGAGGGACUGUUAAAAUGAGCCACUUUAGAUAAAAGAUGGAAGGACAUCUAUUUAUAGCAGAAGUACAGGCAGUUAGACUGCUGAGCUGUUGAACUGUGGUUUGUGCACCAUCGGGGGACAGAACAAGCUUUGGAUUACCUUGGCUGUCUUUCAGAUACGCUUGAUUCUUUCUGAGCUAGACUUAGAUCCUAAUGUGGCUGCACUGGACAAGUGUGGCCCAGGAUACGACAACAGGAUUGAAUCCCACGUUGAUGCCAGUAAAAAUCCUGAAACUACAAUGGAACAAGAAGCUUGCUGACACCUCGUCCUGAAGAUGACUGAUUGCAGUUGUCAUCAUCCUUUCUCUUUUAUGCAAACUAAAUACACUUUACGCCAGUGUACUGAGCUCAAAUGUGUUUGUUAAAAAAUACAUUGUUUUAAAUAUGCGUAAGCUGAACUCAGGGGCUUUAAAGCCUCUCUGCUGUGAAUAAAAAGAAAAAAAAAUGAUGUUGUAAAAUAUAAAAGACUUAACUUUCACUUUUGCUGGAAAUGUUGGCUUUAUGGACAGGGUCAUUGUUAAUAUUCACAAAACUGGGAUAAAAUUAUAAAUGUAUGUGGACAACAGUUUAAAGGUGCAUUACGCAAGCCCCUUUCAAUGUCCUAUUUGCCCUACCUUCCUGUGAACGGUUGGAGUCAGCCAACAUAUGAUUGGUACAUGUACAGAACUGUAAUAUAUGGCUGACAUUUACAUCUAACAGAUUAUUUUAUCCUCAUAAUAAAACAUCUACAUUGUCACUCA
Paramisgurnus dabryanus is the source of this 6926-nucleotide messenger RNA. It is a transcript of the gene egfra, whose product is annotated as epidermal growth factor receptor a (erythroblastic leukemia viral (v-erb-b) oncogene homolog, avian). Gene Ontology annotation, cellular component: basal plasma membrane; signaling receptor complex; plasma membrane. The record is from RefSeq and is a predicted model, not a curated record. Gene Ontology annotation, biological process: negative regulation of apoptotic process; neurogenesis; multicellular organism development. Gene Ontology annotation, molecular function: ATP binding; epidermal growth factor binding; epidermal growth factor receptor activity. NCBI's taxonomy places the organism in Eukaryota, Metazoa, Chordata, Actinopteri, Cypriniformes, Cobitidae.